AUGGCCGAGCCUCCACAGCCCGCCCGCAGCCCUCGGAGCGGCGGCUCCGGCCCGGCCCGCUCCCGUCCCGCCCUCAGAGGCGGGGCCGCGGCGGCCGCCGGAGCGCCCGGAGGAGCGGGCGCUGCUCGGGGAGCGCAGCCCGGCGGGAUGGAGCCCGCGGGCCUCACGCUGAAGCUGCUGCUGGUCGGGGACAGCGCCGUGGGCAAGUCCAGCCUCCUGCGCAGGGUCACGGACGGCACCUUCGAGCCGCGCCUGAAACCCACCGUCGGCAUUGAUUUUAAAGUGAAGAAAAUGGUGGUGGAGGGCCGUGCAGUACAGCUGGCCAUAUGGUUCUUACAAACAAACAAAAACACUUGUAAAGGCUUCCCCAGUCAGGGUGUGGUACUUCCUGCAGUUCUAGCAGAGCUUUGCCUGCUCUUUGCAAUUUCUCAGGACACAGCAGGACAGGAACGUUUCAGAGCACUGACUCCCAGUUACUACAGAGCAGCUCAAGGAGUUGUUUUAGUGUAUGAUGUUACAAGAAAAGACACUUUCACAGGACUAGGAGGAUGGCUGAGUGAGCUGGAAAUGUACACCACCAACAGCAACACUGUGAAGAUGUUGGUUGGCAAUAAAAUCGAUAAGCCUGACCGUGAAGUGGAGAGGAAAGAAGGGCUCCAGCUUGCUAGGAAACACUCACUGCUUUUUAUAGGGAUGAAGGUUUCAGCUUCUGCAUUGACUGCAACUAGAAACACUUUUCUCUGAAACAGAUUUACUGCAUGUACUGCUCAGGCAUGAAUUUUAUAUUCUCUUGAAACUCUUUAAUUCAGAGCUCAGAAGACUGAAAUUUUCCUUCUUACUGAUGUCUGCAAGGACCUUGGCUGAUCUUUCAUUUCCAAAUUUCUGUUGCAGCUACAUAAAAGACAAGAUUCUUAGAGCAACAAUAAAAUGUUCAAUGUGAAGAUACUGAGUUUCUAAAAAGAAAUCAUCUUGAAAAGAUUUCUAGGAGAAACUGAAACACAUAGGGACAACAUGCAAUUUCUUCUGUAUUCUUUGUUUCUCAGCUUUGUUAUGGAAUAAUUAUCUUCUAGAUUUACUAUCACAACCUGAGAACCAUUUCUUUUUCUCUGUUAUGGAGAAAAUGAGGAAUUGUGGAUUUCUAGGUGGAAAAAUGUGAUACUUCAGAGUGGGAUGUAUUUGUUUGUCCUAUUCAACUUAAGUGUAUCUUUAAGAGAGAAUGGGGAGGAGAUUCACUCAUUUCAAAACUUCCAUCUUCUCUCUGGUCCCAAAAUAAAUUUUUACUAAGUGGAAUAUAUUCCUUGCAAACAAGAUAAAAUAUUUUUCCCCCUUCCUCCAGAGACCAGUGCCAAGACAGAGGAUGGAGUGCAAUUUGCCUUUGAGGAACUGGUCCUAAAGAUCCUGCAGACUCCAGAUCUCUGGGAUGAGAGCCCAGGGAAGAAGGGAGUCCAGCUCAGGGAAUCUUCAGCACAGCAGAGUAAAGGGUUAUGUGGCACCUCCUGUGCACUUACUUAAAUGAGCAGGUGGCUGUUCUGCCUGACUGGAGGGGACUUGAAAAGAAAAAGGGGUGGGGCUGGAAUUCCAAGCACCAGUCUGUGCCAUGUUUGAUGUGCAUCAGUUGUGCAGAUCCAAAACACGAACUCAUUAGCAAAAUACAUUUUUAUUCAUUAAUUAAAACGAGUUUCUCCUUCCCUUUUGCACAGCUGCUGUCUGCAGGUAUUUUUCACUAUUAAAUCAUAGUGCUGCUUAGAGUAUUGUGCUCUUGCUGUCCAUUCAACAUGGACUUCUGCUGGAAUUCCUGCCUUGCCAUAAAUAAGGUGCUGUUCAGUUCUGGAAUAUUAUUGAGAAGCUUCUCUUCCCUGGGAAGGCAUGGGAGGCUUUUAGGCACCCAAGUUACCUUAAUGCAGUUCCUCAGCAGGAAUGAGUAAUUCACCCUGAGCAGUGAGUGCAGAGUUUCCUGAUUUUGGAUGCUUUUUAAGAGUCAAAAUUGCUCCAUGUCCCCAGACAGUAAACAGAGUUACCAGUUAAUUUUGGGGUUGCCAUGAAGAGGAUUUAUCUUUUACACUUGUCAGGAAAAGCCCCCCCUUCCCCUGCAGGACACUGCAGCUGCCCCUGUGCUGUUCCCUUUGCACUGAUGAUCAGGGAUGAAAUGCACUCCUCAUUUCACUCCUCACUUUGGGCUGCCUCACACGUGGCUGUGGUUUUGCAGUCACUGUGGUUCUCUGCAAACCCUCCUCUUCCAGCAACCACAGUGAUAAAUUUAAUUUUCAAUUUCAUAGAAAAUGUGCUGCCUAUGGGACUUUCCACUAGGGUGAGUGUGAGUCUGUCUGUCACCAAUCCCACAAUGAAUUUACCUUUUUGUCUUUUACACUUUCAAUGGCAAUACUGUAUUUUGUUAACUUACAUUAAAAAACCUGAAAAUUUAAGGUGUA
Oenanthe melanoleuca is the source of this 2429-nucleotide messenger RNA. Its product is annotated as ras-related protein Rab-18-B-like. Gene Ontology annotation, molecular function: GTP binding; GTPase activity. The transcript is spliced from 8 exons. The record is from RefSeq and is a predicted model, not a curated record. NCBI's taxonomy places the organism in Eukaryota, Metazoa, Chordata, Aves, Passeriformes, Muscicapidae. Bases 1 to 744 code for a protein of 247 amino acids.